CACGAACAGAUGAAAUCGUCCGACAUCGACCAGGAAUUAUUCACUGAAAGUUACUGCAAAGUGUGCAGCGCUCAGCUAAUAUCCGAGUCCCAGCGCGUGGCCCAUUACGAGAGUCGGAAACAUGCCAGCAAAGUUCGUCUCUAUUAUAUGCUUCAUCCCGUAGACGGAGGCUGCCCAGCUAAAAAGCUCCGGUCAGAAAAUGGCGGUGACGGUGACUCGGUGGAUAAGAACAAAUGCUGCACGCUCUGUAACAUGUCCUUUACCUCGGCAGUGGUGGCCGAAUCGCAUUACCAAGGGAAAAUCCAUGCCAAAAGGUUAAAACUGUUGCUAGGCGAACAACCGGCGUUAAAGGCCACAGAGACCGCGCUGAGCUCCCUAAAGCAGCCGCACACGGAGGGUCCCCCGGCGGUGCCGGCACCGCAUCAGCGGCGAGACUCGGACAGGUACUGCCAGCUCUGCGCUGCCUGGUUCAACAACCCCGUGAUGGCACAGCAGCACUACGACGGCAAAAAGCACAAGAAGAACGCGGCCAGGGCCGACCUCCUGGAGCAGCUGGGGAAGACCCUGGACCUGGGGGAGCUGAGAGGCCUGAAGCGCAGCUACACGUGCAGCGUCUGCAGCGUCACCCUGAACUCCAUAGAGCAGUACCACGCGCACCUGAAGGGCUCCAAGCACCAGACCAAGUGGAGGGACGGGGUCCUGGAGCAGGCAGCGCUCAGCGCUGAACCCGCCGCCGGGCGGCCCGGCAGCGCCGAGGAGCUGCUCCGCGUCCUUCCCACCCGGGCGCUGUGGGAACCGGUGGCGUUAGCGUGCCUCUUCAUUGCACUUAACGUGCCCCGUAGCGGAGGUUUCCUUUUUGCAAACGCCGAUGAAAUACGCUGCAUCUGCGCCUUUUCCUGGGAGCCGGUGGCCCUGCCCUGCGCCGCCCCUGAGGCCGAGCCGGGUUUGCCCCCGCAGCCCCCUGCUCUGGGGGGGCCGGACGGGCAAUGCGAGGCUGGGACGCCUCCAUCCCUGUGCCCUGCCAGGCUCCCGCGGGAGGGGGGAUUCCCCAAGCCCUGGAGGGGGGUGCCAUGGUACCGCACCGAAGCCGGUUGGGUCUAG
Messenger RNA from Egretta garzetta (little egret), 1101 nucleotides. RefSeq names its product zinc finger matrin-type 4 (gene ZMAT4). Lineage: Eukaryota; Metazoa; Chordata; Aves; Pelecaniformes; Ardeidae. The record is from RefSeq and is a predicted model, not a curated record. Gene Ontology annotation, molecular function: nucleic acid binding; zinc ion binding. Gene Ontology annotation, cellular component: nucleus. The transcript is spliced from 7 exons. Bases 10 to 1101 code for a protein of 363 amino acids.